CAGUAAGCGAAGAGGAGACGCCAGAGAGUUCUGGGGGGAAAUAAAACCCUGAAAAUGCAGGAAUUUCGCUCCUUGUUUUGAGAAUAAAUUGAAGGGGAACAUCAGUAGGGAGCUGGAGAUUUUGCGAGAACAGGAAGAAACGACAAAUCCUCCUCAUCCCCAGUGCCAAUCGGCUUCUUGCAGCUGACUGGGAAGUAAUCGUUAGAAAAUAACAGGACCUGGGCAUGCAGGAGUGAAGGCUACUCUCCACAUUGCGGGCACCCCAAAAAACUGGUUGUGGCCCCACAACAGUUGGAACGGGGCCAGGGAAUAUGAGCCCACUGUGGCCCUUUGUGUGGACGGUGUGGGGACUUAGGGUCACGACGGUCUGGGGGUCAUCAGUCAGUCCCAUCCUCCUCAAGAUGACUCCUGUCCCAUCUGUGGAAGAUGCACAUAAUAUCACCGAUGCGGUGACCAGUAACUACACAGGGCAGAGCUGCGUGUCCCUGCUGCCUCCACGCCGCGGCUCCUUCUACGUGGAGACCGGCACCGGCGUGUCGCUGGGCUCUGUGCUGGUGUUCUGGUGCCGGGAGGGCUACCAGCUGGUUGGCAGCGAGAAGAUCACCUGCAUCAUCAGAGCUAGCAGUCCCCAGUGGAGCAACUACCUCCCCGUCUGUGAGGCCAUCCCCAGGCCUGAGGACCGGGGCCUGCGUGUGGCCGUGCUGGUGUCUGUGGUCAGUGGCAUCGUGAUCCUGGCCAUGUCUGUGUCCUUCAUCGUCUGCUGCCUGCAGGAGCGACUCAGUAAGGAGAGAGAGUACCGCCAGGAGAGCAGGGCCAGGAAGAGGGAGAAGCAACGGUCCGCGUCUCGGAGGGGGGUGUGCUGGCUGGAGCAGGAGAACGGAGACUGGGAAGCUUUCCCCCCACCCAGAAUCUUCCACCUGUCCCACCGCCUGCCCCCUGAGAGCCCACUCUACCCGGGCGGCUACAGAGGCUACGAUAACCGCGGAUAUUACAGGAGCCAGGAGAGUCUGCUGAAGGCUUCUGUCCCGGGGCUGUACUGCUCCGACAACCAGGUGUACCCUCAGAUGGUGCUGCAGAGAGUUCCCACCCCCACCGCUCCCCUGUACCUGCACCUCCCCGCCCAGCCCGCGGAGGCCCCUCCCCCGCCGCAGGUCAUGUCCGCCUACUCCAACCCCGCCUACCACAGCAGCCCCCACGACACCCCGCAUAGGCCGUGGCCAUAG
Molecule: messenger RNA, 1223 nt
Organism: Conger conger (European conger)
Lineage: Eukaryota; Metazoa; Chordata; Actinopteri; Anguilliformes; Congridae
Exons: 5
Coding region: 312-1223 (303 amino acids)
Cellular component (GO): plasma membrane
Source: RefSeq, a predicted model, not a curated record